AUGUUUGUUCCAAUUCCUUCUAAAAUCGAUGCCAAAAAGGGCUAUAGAUAUUUGAAUCCUCCACAUUUCAGAUCUGAGUUAGAUAAAUGCCUUCAAUGCUCUGAAAAACCAUGUAACCAAGAAUGCCCAUGCAAAGUUGACCCAUCAGAGUUUAUUAAUGCUGCCAUGGGAGGUGAACCAUCCGAUAUGGACUACGCUGCACUUUGUAUCUACUCGAAACAGCCACUUGGAUCUGUUUGUGGUGUUGUUUGUCCAGUUACACAUUGUAUGUCUCGUUGCUCACGCUCUAAACUUGAUGCAUCCAUUAACAUUCCAGCACUACAAGCAGAAAUUAUUAGACGCGCAUGCAAGGAAGGCCGCUUCAGAGAAUUGAUCAAGAAAAACGAUCCUACAGGCAAAAAAAUUGCAAUUGUUGGUGGUGGACCUUCAGGACUUUCUGCAGCUACAUGUUUAGCAUCACGCGGCCACAAAGUUACAAUUUUCGAGAAAAAUUCUGAAGUUGGUGGAGAUAUACAAUUAAUUCCAAAAUAUAGAUUCCCAGGUGAUGUAAUUCAAAUGGAUCUCGAGUUAUUGAAGAUUGUUGGUGAUACAGAAAUCAAAUUAAAUACAACCUUCGAAAAAUCUAUGGAAAAUGAUUAUGAUGCAGUUAUAUACGCUAUCAGAUCUCAAAAUAUUACAAGAAUGAACUGUCCAGGCAAAGAAUUAGCAAUUACACCAAAUGAAUUUUUCCAUCUUCCAACAGAUACAUUCAAAGAUAAAGUUGUUGUCAUAAAUGGAUGUGGUGGCGUUGCUGUAGAUGUUGCAAACGUAGCUUCAAAGUACGGUGCUAAAUAUGUUACAAUCUUUUAUCGUCGUACAGUCGAUUAA
Molecule: messenger RNA, 867 nt
Organism: Trichomonas vaginalis G3
Lineage: Eukaryota; Parabasalia; Trichomonadida; Trichomonadidae
Product: dihydropyrimidine dehydrogenase (NADP+) protein
Exons: 1
Coding region: 1-867 (288 amino acids)
Molecular function (GO): oxidoreductase activity; iron-sulfur cluster binding
Source: RefSeq, a predicted model, not a curated record